This is a messenger RNA of Macadamia integrifolia, 1204 nucleotides long. RefSeq lists its product as uncharacterized. Lineage: Eukaryota; Viridiplantae; Streptophyta; Magnoliopsida; Proteales; Proteaceae. The record is from RefSeq and is a predicted model, not a curated record.
UCCUUAAAUGCUCAACAACGUUAGAGAGGGAGAGAAUGUGUGUGUGUGUGGGGUUAGGACAAUACGCGACAUAUUUGACGGGCGAAGACGAACAAAACAAAAACCAACAGCGACAACAACAACAACAACAAUUGCUCUCGAUCGAUCCAUCCAUGGUGAAUUGGUGAUCGCUUCCCCUUCUUCAGUACACAUCGGUCUUGUCUAUUGUCAAUUUUGUCAAAUAGAAGAUAAUUGUUGCUUAAUGUCUUCUGGGGCCAGUAGCAGUUGGAUGAGAUGCCCUUUGGACGGUCGGCGAGCUCUUGAUAUUGCUGGCAUAAGCUUUAGAUACCGGAGCCCAUUGUUUGGAUCAGGGAAAUACAAUUGGUUGUCUGCUGGAAAAGAUGGUUGCCCAUCAAAAGUUUGGGUGGCUGCAGAUUAUUCGGACUCAGUUCCUGAUUCAUCAAAUUACAUGGGUGAUCGAGGAUAUCAUCCUCUUGAGGAAGUGAAAGUUAGCCGGAGGAGGAGCACGGAGAUAAUGUUAACAUCUGCUGAAAUAGCAAGGACAACUGUUGAGGCUAACAGCAGUGCCUUGUUGGUAUUCCCUGGGAUGGUACAUUGCGAACCACAUGAACAAAUUUCAUGGGCUGAAUUUCAUUAUAUUAUCGAUGAUUAUGGAGAUCUAUUUUUUGAAAUUUUUGAUGAUGAAAACAUAUUUCAAGAUCCCAGUGCAAUUAAUCCUGUGAAUGUUUUGAUUGGGAUGGAUAUCUCAAUGUAUAUGAGCAGAAGGGCAGAUGGUAACUAUAACAACAUUUCAAACGCAGGCAGUGUUGCUGGUCUCCCUUUCAAUGAUGAUCAUUUUGAGACUAUGGAUCCUGAAGCAUUGGAUAUUCUGGUUGAUUGGGGGAUGCUGGAUAUUAAUUAUGGGGUUCAUCCUUUGCAUUUUGCAAAGUGUUUGACAAAGGCAGUUAAUACCAAAUACUCAGAAGAUAUGGAGCAUCCAUCGAACGGGCUUUCAAUUAUUGGAUGUCUAAGACCUGCUUUUUAUGAUGAGGAAUCGUAUCUAAGAGGGCUCUUUCACAAUGAAGAUGGUGAUGGGUAUGCCUCAGACUGGAAAGAUGGUGAGAGAUUGAACUUCAAUUCUCAGAGUGCUGGAGACAACAUAUGUUCAACAUUAUACAAGUUGGAGAUUAUGCGGAUGGAAUUGUUCUCUGUAUAUGGAGUCCAG